Molecule: messenger RNA, 3633 nt
Organism: Jatropha curcas
Lineage: Eukaryota; Viridiplantae; Streptophyta; Magnoliopsida; Malpighiales; Euphorbiaceae
Product: transportin 1
Biological process (GO): protein import into nucleus
Molecular function (GO): small GTPase binding
Source: RefSeq, a predicted model, not a curated record
AAAAAAAUAAAAAUUUAUAUAGCAAACAACGAACAAACGAGAAACAAAAACCCCUAACCCAAAAUUCCUUCACUCCCUCUUAUUGCAGUGGUACAAUUCUACUGUAAAAUAUACGUACAUAUAAGAGGACAUGACUUGCUUUCCAGCAUUAUAAUAACACUGGAAAAAGGGAAAGGAAUAACAGGGACUCCUCUGCAUCUCCUUCGCCUAUCUGCCGCUACACGGCCACCAAAAAUCUGUUUUGUCCGAAAUUAGAAGAGCUAAGAUAUUUACAUAAAAUGGCGGCGAGUGCCUCGUGGCAGCCACAAGAAGAAGGGUUAAAGGAGAUCUGUGGGCUGUUGGAGCACCAGAUUUCUCCCUUUUCAUCUGCUGACAAGUCCCAGAUUUUGCAGCAACUCCAACACUACUCUCAAUUCCCCGAUUUCAACAAUUACCUCGUUUUUAUUCUUGCUCGCGCUGAGGGUAAAUCUGUGGAAAUUCGACAAGCUGCUGGCCUGCUGCUGAAAAACAACCUCAGAAAUGCAUAUAAAUCAAUUACUCCUGUACACCAACAAUAUAUAAAGUCUGAGUUGUUGCCUUGUUUAGGGGCUGCAGACAGGCAUAUAAGGUCCACUGUUGGGACCAUUAUAAGUGUUGUUGUUCAAAUAGGCGGAAUUUCUGGGUGGCCUGAGCUGUUGCAGGCUCUUGUCACUUGCUUAGACAGUAAUGAUGUAAAUCACAUGGAAGGCGCUAUGGAUGCUUUGUCAAAGAUCUGUGAGGAUGUCCCUCAAGUUUUGGAUUCUGAAGUGCCUGGGUUACCUGAUCGCCCCAUCAAGAUAUUUCUUCCUCGAUUUUAUCAUUUUUUCCAGUCACCACACAGUUCACUGAGAAAGCUUGCGUUGGCUUCUGUAAAUGAAUACAUUAUGCUAAUGCCUGCUGCUUUAUAUGCAUCAAUGAAUCAAUAUCUUCAAGGUUUAUUUGCUCUUGCUCAUGAUCCUGCUGCAGACGUGCGGAAAUUGGUUUGUGCAGCUUUUGCUCAGUUAGUUGAAGUCCGUCCAUCUUUCUUAGAGCCACAUUUGAGAGAGGUUAUCGAAUAUAUUUUGAAAGUCAACAAGGAUGGUGAUGAAGAAGUUGCUCUUGAAGCCUGUGAAUUCUGGUCUGCAUACUGUGAUGCUCAGUUACCACCUGAGAACUUGAGAGAAUUCUUGCCCCGUCUAAUCCCAAUUUUGUUGUCAAACAUGGUUUAUGCUGAUGAUGAUGAGUCACUUGCUGAAGCUGAGGAGGACGAGUCUCUUCCAGAUCGUGAUCAGGAUCUGAAACCUCGUUUUCAUUCAUCCCGACUUCAUGGAUCAGAUAGUGUGGAUGAUGAUGAUGAUGACAUAGUUAACAUAUGGAAUUUAAGGAAAUGCAGUGCAGCUGCUCUUGAUAUGCUAUCAAAUGUGUUUGGGGAUGAGAUUCUUCCUACACUGAUGCCUGUCGUUCAGGGCAAGUUGUCUGCUACUGGUGAUGAAGCUUGGAAAGACAGGGAAGCAGCUGUUUUGGCUCUUGGUGCAGUAGCUGAGGGUUGCAUUAAUGGUCUUUAUCCUCAUCUGUCUCAGAUUGUGGAAUUCCUUAUCCCCCUAUUAGAUGAUAAGUAUCCUCUAAUCCGGAGUAUUUCAUGCUGGACACUUUCUCGAUUCAGCAAGUACAUUGUUCAGGAAAGUUGCCAUGAACAAGGUUAUGAAAAAUUUGACAAAGUUCUCAUGGGUCUUUUACGAAGAAUAUUGGAUACUAACAAGAGGGUCCAGGAGGCUGCUUGUUCAGCUUUUGCAACACUAGAAGAGGAGGCUGCUGAAGAGUUGGCACCACGUUUAGAUGUUAUUCUCCAGCAUCUCAUGUGUGCUUUUGGGAAAUAUCAGAGACGGAAUCUCAGAAUUGUAUAUGAUGCUAUUGGAACUCUAGCAGAUGCUGUUGGAGCAGAACUGAAUCGGCCUUCUUAUCUUGAAAUUCUGAUGCCACCGUUGAUCGGAAAGUGGCAGCAGCUUUCAAAUUCAGAUAAAGAUCUCUUUCCAUUGCUUGAGUGUUUUACAUCCAUAGCACAGGCACUGGGUCCAGGUUUCUCUCAAUUUGCUGAGCCUGUAUUUCAGAGGUGUAUAAGCAUCAUUCAGAGCCAACAGUUGGCAAAGGUUGAUGCUGUUUCAGCUGGAGUUCCAUAUGAUAAGGAGUUUAUUGUCUGCUCUCUGGACCUCCUCUCUGGACUUGCUGAGGGUCUUGGUAGUGGGAUAGAGAGUUUGGUUUCACAAAGUAGUUUAAGGGAUCUGCUGCUGCAAUGUUGCAUGGAUGAUGCUUCUGAUGUUCGACAAAGUGCCUUUGCACUCCUAGGUGACCUUGCAAGAGUGUGUGCUGUUCAUUUGCACCCUCGAUUGCCUGAAUUUCUUGAUGUUGCAGCCAAGCAACUGAACACUCCUAAGCUCAAGGAAACUGUGUCAGUAGCGAAUAAUGCUUGUUGGGCUAUUGGAGAAUUAGCAGUUAAGGUUCGUCAAGAAAUUUCUCCUGUUGUUAUGACUGUUAUAUCAUGCUUAGUUCCAAUCCUUCAACAUUCAGAGGAGCUAAACAAAUCCCUCAUGGAAAAUAGUGCAAUCACACUUGGGAGGCUUGCAUGGGUUUGUCCUGAGCUCGUAUCACCCCACAUGGAGCAUUUCAUGCAAUCAUGGUGCAUUGCUUUGUCUAUGAUUCGUGAUGACGUUGAAAAGGAGGAUGCUUUCCGAGGCCUAUGUGCAAUGGUCCGAGCGAAUCCUUCAGGAGGUUUAAGUUCACUUGUUUUCAUGUGCAAAGCUAUUGCAAGUUGGCAUGAAAUAAGGAGUGAAGAGCUACACAAUGAAGUUUGCCAGGUGCUGCAUGGCUAUAAACAGAUGCUUAGGAAUGGAGCAUGGGACCAGUAUAUGUCUGCCUUGGAGCCCCCAGUGAAAGAGAAGCUUUCAAAAUAUCAAGUAUAAUACCAUUAGGGUUUCUCUGCUGUAACUUUUCCACAAUUUAUGGGUCUUUGUGCUAUCUGCAUCAGCCAUGAUAAUCAUUUUGUGCGUUGUCCUAUAUGAUUGGAGCCACAAGUCAUUCAGCUGCAGACCAAGAUUUGGUCACAAUUUUUUCAUGCAAAGCAUUGGUAUUGCCAUAACAUGAAAGCUUGAAGCUAAUUCUACCUGUUUUUGGAGGGAUUAAUUGUCCGUAUAGCAUAUGGAAAAAAGAAAAAUUUUAGAAAAUUGGAAUUUGGGAUCGAUGAGAAGGGGGUGCAGCUUCCAAGCUUUAGAGGGAUUUUUUUCAUGUUUUGUUCGAGAGGAUGGCUAAUAAUGGUAGCAUUCACUUUUUCAAUUCUUUCUCCUUUUUCAGUCUUUUCUUUUCCCAGUUUCAGUGGAUAGGUUUUUGUUUGAUUUCCACAGAUAUUUUGUACAAUGGGUUUUUGACAUCGAUUUGAUUAUUCUUGGAAGGGUUUGUAACUAAUAGACUAGGAUAAAUGUAGUCAUCUUCUUUUCAUAAGGGAUUCAGAUUGGUAUUGUGUGGAAAAAAUUAUGUAUAAUGUAAUCUGUGUAUCUUAUUGGCCUUAGGGAGUGCUAAUGAAUCGAACCAAGCCUGAGUUUUGAAGAAGUUGAGGCUUGGCUCAUCUGUUUUUAUUGAGCUCAA